Molecule: messenger RNA, 8805 nt
Organism: Macrobrachium nipponense
Lineage: Eukaryota; Metazoa; Arthropoda; Malacostraca; Decapoda; Palaemonidae
Gene: stmA
Product: protein EFR3 homolog cmp44E-like
Exons: 16
Coding region: 642-2729 (695 amino acids)
Biological process (GO): protein localization to plasma membrane
Cellular component (GO): plasma membrane
Source: RefSeq, a predicted model, not a curated record
UAGGCGGACGGUGAGGAGGUCACGGCGUCGUGUCGUGAGAAGCGUCUUGGGCGGUUUUUGUAGCCAGACGCGAAUCUGUGCAUUUUCCCAGACAAAGCAGACAACCUCAAAGAAUAUUCCUAGUGUUUUAUGUUAAUAAGAACUAGAAAUGUGUCCACAGGGAGAAUAUCUUAUUUAGUUAAAUAGAAAUAAGUGUGUUCUGUAAUUAUAGAGUGAAAAUUAGUGUCCACUGGAAAAUCGGUUUUAUUUCUUUUUUGGAAAUAAGGAAGAGUAAUUAAUUAAGCUUCCAAUAUGUAGAAAGCAUCGAGACUGAUUAGAAAGAAAAAAUAGGCUUUCACUUGUGGAUGAGAAUGGUGAGUAAGCAGCAGCAGCAAAUCGUGAUGAAACAAAACAGACAAGAAGUUCACUGACUUAUAAAGAAAUAAAAUCAACAGCUGUUUUGUGCCAAGAGAAACAAAUGCCUCUAUUUAACCCAAUGAGAAGCUAACUUUUGUUAGGGAGGGCGAGAGAGGUGGAGGAGUACCAGUAGGAGGCGUAGCGGCGGAGGAGGAGGAGGAGGAGGAGGAGGAGGAGGAGCAAAAAAGAGAGAGAGAGCGUGGAGCGCUCCGAAGGAGGAAGGAAGAAGCCACUCGAGGAAGAGGAUGACUUCCUUCCUGGGGUGCUGCCUCAAGCGGGAUCGCCUGUCGGAGGUGGUCGAGGUGGUGGUGGUCAAGUGCCCUGACUCAUGUUGUUGCGGGUGCUGUUCGGCCUUCCGGCCCCGCUACAAGAGAUUGGUGGACAACAUCUUCCCGGCCAAUCCAGAGGAUGGCCUCGUCAAAUCCAACAUGGAUAAACUUAUGUGGUACGCCAUGAAUUCUCCGGGCAAGUUAGACCACAUAGGUGAUUAUUUGGCCCAUAGACUCUACAGAGACAUCAACAGAAAGAAAACAGGGUAUGUCAUAAUCUCCAUGGACGCCCUUGACCAGUUGCUGGUGUCCUGCCAUGCGAAUAAUCUCAAUCUUUUCGUGGAGUCUUUCCUCCAGAUGGUGCAAAAAUUACUAGAAUCAACAGAACCCACUUUGCAGCUCCGUGCCACUCAAUCGUUUGAGAAAUUUGCGAAUAUACGAGAAGAUACUCCAUCUUACCAUCGACGAUAUGACUUCCUAGUUAGCAAAUUUUCAUCAAUGUGCUACUCAAAUGACGAUGAUGUUAUUACUAGAAAGCAGUUACGAAUAGCUGGCAUCAAAGGCCUACAGGGAGUUGUACGUAAAACAGAUUGGGACAACCUUGGUGAAAACAUCUGGUUACCAACCCAUAUGGAAAAAAUAGUUCCAUCACUUUUAUAUAACAUGCAAGGAAAUGAACCAUAUGUCAAGGGUACAACUGAGGUGGGAGAUGCACCCGACAAUCACCAGAAUGAUGGAGAGAAGGAACCUCACGAACUUGCGGAGAUGUGUCUGAGAGAAUUAGUAUCACGUGCAACUUAUGGAAAGAUACACAAUAUAGUCAAACCAUUACUAAUACACUUGGAUCAGCAAAAUUUGUGGGUCAGCAACAGUUUUGCAGUACAAACAUUCAAGAUUCUAAUGUUUUCUAUACAGGCUCAGUACAGCAUUACUGUAAUUGAAUUGCUUAUGGCACAUCUUAAUGAGAGAAGUUCUGAGUCACCUCAAAUACGAACAGGCAUAGCGGAUGUGUUGUCAAAAGUCAUACCAAUUGCUGCUGGUGAAUGUAUAGGUCCAUCUGUGAUAGAAAUCAUCAACUCUCUCUUGGAGCAUAUCCGAUCAUCUGUUGUAGGUGUUCUUAAUGGGAAAGAAGGAUCUGCAGAAAAGGUUUAUCAAGAGACCCUAAUCCAUGCUCUUGGAGAAUAUGCAAAUCAUUUGCCCGACUACCAGAAGAUUGACUCCAUGGUGUUCAUUCUUAAUAAGGUCCCUGGUAGUGACAGAGUUGAUGAUGGUGAAUCACCACGCCCAGAGGCAGAAGUCAAGUUACAGCAUUUACUUUUGAAAUCUCUUUUGAAGGUGGGAACAAAAUACACAACAGCUCAAUAUUCUACCACAUUUGCCCAGUCAUUCUUGGUGAGAUUGAUGCGACUGUCAGUAUCAAGUAAUGCCGAUGUGCGGCUUAUUGUUCAGCAGAUCCUACACACUUUGAUUGAUCGUCAUCAGAAUACUGACAAACUAAUGAAACCAACGCUGGAAUUGACCAGACUUGGAUUGACCAUAGGAAAACCUGUAAGACAAGAUGUUAACUUCUGGAAGAAGUCUGGAAAUGAGCUGCUGUUGUCUAUUCAGGAGAACUGUGAGUUUGCUAACAAUAGACUCGCCAAUAUUGAAGCAAUAUAUGCAACACUUAUGCUCCUUGUGACAGAAAUACGUUGUGAUGAUGUCAUUGUGGACAUUCUUCGAGUUCUGUUCUACAUACAGAACACAGCUCAGAGUGGGAAGGUUAAUGCAGUGGCUUCCAUUCAACUCCACGCUAUGGUUGCUGCUGUCAUGGUUGUUAUUUCUCACAUGGUUCCAACGCUCAAGGACCAUGUUGGUGCUGUAAUAAAGAAAAGUUAUAAAGUAUGUCAUGCUUUUCAGCAACCUGACACCCUACAGAAUAAGUUGACAGAGAUCUUCAGCAGACUUCCACCCACCUGUCCCCCUGCCCAGCCUGCCGCUGGCAUGACUUGUGAUAGUGCAGCUGGGAUCACAUCUCCAUCUUCCAUUUACCAGCUGCCUUAUCCCGAUAUAUUCAUCUAUUAAUCUGUGAUUCUAAUAAAUUUAGGGUACUGAACAUAUUUAUUUAAAGUUCUGAAAUUUACCUGCAACAACACAGCUCCAGCACUAACACAGUGGAAUUUCAUACGUUAGCUACUACUCUUCAAUAGACACCUUUGUAUACAGUAUCCUCUCUUAAUACAAUGGCCUUUUCCCUUUAAACAAUCAUUUGUUAGUACUUGCUGGGAUACAUUGAAAGUCGUACAAAUUUUUUGAAGAAUCUAUUAAGGUGGUAUAUUAUCACGUGUACCAGUUGAUGAAGUACUUAAAAUUGAUUAGUAUGUACUGGUUAUACUAGAUGUUCUAACGUAGAAUGUUUACUAUAAAUAGUUUAUUGUUCUUAUAAUGUUGAUAUGUAACAUUUAAUACUGUUUUGUUGAAAAGCAUUUUAUAUUAUUGAUUAAGGAAACAUAAUUAUUUGUAUAAACCUUUAAAUGAUUUUGUUGUGUAUAUGCCCAGGAAGACUUACUACAUGAUGGCAUUCACUUGUAAUUGAAAAGUUUUUUUUUUACAUUAAUUAUAGAAACUAUGCAAGUCUAUUUCGCUCCUAAAAAUCUGCAGCAGAGGUGUUAGUUACCUCAUCAUUUUUCUUUAUAUAUAAAGCUCUAAGAGUUAUGAAACAUCAUAAAGUAAAAAAUAAUUAAAGUCAUGCAUCCUUAUUAAAUUUAUCAUAUAAUAUGCAAUAUGCAUGCCAUAAAGAACACUAGGAUUUCAUUUGAACAUUUGCAGUGAAUACGUAACCGGUGACAUGAUUUUUGUUUUGUGUGUACAGUACAGAUGAUGUUGUUUGUGUCUUUCUUGAAGUAUGUUUGUCUGUCCCUGUUUGUGAAAGUGCAUUAAUGUAAUAAUAUAUUUGUAACUCCAGUGUAAACCAGUAUAGCUAAGGGUAACCCAUAGCAUCAUCUGUAUGGUCAAGUAGAUUCCCAUUAGCAUCAGGUUGAUAUCAUGCCAGUAGGCUACUUGUUUUCCUAUUAUACAUUAUACAUGCAUGACGGUAAGGUAGAUCAUUAAGUUUGGAUCUUAAAAAGAAAAUUGCUAAUUUCUUUUGCCAUGUAGGCUACAAGAAUUUUUGAAAAGCUUUAAAUAAUAAUCUCAGGUGGUUGUACAUCAAUUAAUUAUUAAUGAAGUUGGAAAACUAUUAAGCCAAUCAACAUGUAUAAAUAUGUAAGAAUAUUCAUAAACUAAGAAAAGAUUACUGCAUGAAUUUGGUUGAUUCAUAUACACAAAUCUUACAAUUUUGCUCCAAAUACAGUGUUCUUCUUACAAACUUUCCUAGUUAGAAUGAUACUUUACAUAUUUUUAAAAAUCCAAUUAAGGAAUUAAGACAGCACAUUCGACAGUAAGCUUCACUGCAAGCAAAAAUACAAGAUAAAUUACUCUUACACUAAAUGCAAAGCUGGUUGGAACUAGACCAAAAGUUUCUUAACCUUUUUCAAAUUGAGGAAUAAUGCAACCACAGUCCAGAAAUUAUGUACAAAAUACAUAUCUGGUGGGGUUUUUUUCAGAUUAAUUGAAAAAAUGGACUUGCCUUGCCUAUAUCUUCUUAAAUAUCUAUCAUAGACACAACAUGGUUCUGUUAGAAUUACAAAUGUUCACAUGUUCAUGCUCUGUAUACCAGAUAGUUUAAAAGUGUUAGAUCCUUUAGCUAACCCAAGGAUUUUCAAAUGCAAGGCUGAAAAGUCCUGUGCCAGGUGUUCUAUAGUUACAAGAAUAUAUCAUUUAUCAUGAGAAUCAUACCGAAGUGUUUUCAUACAAGUACUAGUUUGUACUGUACGUACUAUUGUUAACGUAAAUUGGCUUUUUUAAUGGAGUCAAACCUAUCUCAUACCUAUAUACUGGUACAGCUGAGUUCUUAGAUUUUACAUUUGGUAAUUAUAGAAAAACAAUUGUCAGUUUACACCUUAGGUAAAAAAAAAAUAUUAGCAGAAGACAGAAGUAGGUUGUAGCUAAACCCAUUACUGUGUAGAGUAUGUUACCUUUCUAGACACAACAAUUGGGUGUACAGUAGUAACAAAGUGUUACAGAAUAAUGUAUAAAUGCAGAACACAGCACAGGGAAUCAUAAGAAAUUGAUAAUAUUCAUAAUUAUACUCUGUAUAUUUUUUGUUCUAUCCCAAUGAUGAGCACAUUUAGAUAUAUAUAUCAUAUAAAGUUUACAUAACAUUCUGGGCAUACAGAUAUUAUAUUAAUAUUUUGACAGCUGUCAUAUAUAUUCUACAAAUACAGAUCACAGAAUUUCACAUGAAGUCUUCAUAUGGAUGUCAUAAUGUUGACCAACUCAUUUUACUUGGCAGUCACCAAGGUAAUUUGAAAGGAGUACAAGCUGUAAAGGUUUAGAUCCAAAGUGAGCCUAAAAUGUAUGGGAAUUAAGUACCACUUCUAGACAACUCUGCUUUGUACUCAUUUUAGUAACUUGAUUUGUUUGAAUGAACAAUCAUUAUUCAUGCUAUACUAUAUAAAACAAGUUGUACUGAAAGCAUUUCCCAGUAAACUAAAUUCAAACAAAUUCUGUAUAUACUCAAACUUAAGUUAUGUGCUUGUGCCACUGCAACUGAAUUUUUUGUGGGUAACUUAAAACAUUUAAAGAUGAAAAUUCAGUAGGCACAGCAAUUUUUGAGAUAAUAAACUUGAGUUAUUCAACAUUAAUUCAACUCAAAGGUCAACAAAUUUGCAGCCUACCUUUAUGAAAAACUUGACAAAAUCAGAUGGACUGUAAGAACCAAGAGCAAGUGCCUUAAGAGGAAUACACAUCCCAUGUCUGAACGAGUCAACUUUUACAGUAGUGAGACACAUUCAAGAAAGUAGAAUCUAACCAAAGAAACAGCAAGCAGAAUGCACACACAAAGAAUAUAAAAUACUGGUAGCUUACUAGGAAGCUAAGGCAGCUAAGGUGUGAAAAACUAAGAUUACAACAUUUUCUCAUUUGCUAUAUAUUCUAUGAAGUUUUUCAUUAUCAAAGAAAUAUUUAGCCUUCUUAAUUUGAGCCCCAUAAAAACACCUUGCAGCUAAGUAGCAUAAAUGAAAGUAAUUUAAGUACUGUAUUAACUGCAUGUUACAGUCACUAAGGGAUGUUUGUUGAAAAUGAAGCUACCCAGCAGUCACAUUGUUGUAAAAUAGGUAAAUUUGUUGGAGUAAACAUGAAAAUAGGUUUUUUGAAAGCCUCACUCAAGUAAAUUACUUUUCAGUGAUGACUCUUAACUUCAUAGCAUUACACCACAGUAAAGAAACUUUCUAAACCAUUAGCUCAGUUCAAUUAGGUUUUUGCCUUGAAUCAUAUUUUAUGCAGUUACUAGGAUAGAGGAACAGCUUGAUUUGUUUCUCAUGACUUGUAUCAUACAGUAAAAGGGGGUUAAACUCAGUUUUUUAUUUAUAUAGUCUAUAUAAAAAUAGAUAAAGAUGAGUGCAUAUUCUACAUCAAUCUUUUGAACAAUGUUCAAACAGUACUCAUGGUUUGUUCUGUUAAAAGUUUAAAACUGAACAGCAUUUGGUUCACACUUAAUCAAUAGCUAUACACUAAGUUACUAGAGUGCUAUUUAUCCAGGUAAUAUAUAUUACCUCUUCUUGCAAAAUUCACUUAUUAACACUCUUCCCCCCUGGAUUAUAAAAACUAACAACAGUGAUAUUUAUUUAUAUGCAUCUCCUGGUUGCCUAAGUUUCUUUCAAAUUUGUAGCAAAUGUAUAAGAUUUCAUUAAAAACCAAUAUCUCAGCAUUUAGAAAGCAUUUUACAUAUAUUGCUCUUAUUUUUAUAUAUUUUGGUGCUUGAGGUUUGUAAUGGUGCAGUUUUUUCUGUGCCAAACUAAACUGUAAUUUGCAUUGGUACAGUUGAUAUUUUUUGUAAAAACAUUUCAAGUACCAGCAAAACCAGGUAAUUAUUUUUAUGACUACAGAUAAACCCCUACUUAUGAAUAGAUUAGGUUCCCGACCAUGAGACAUAUCUGGGAAGUGUGUAUGUCAUAUAUGCAAUAGCUCUCUUAUUUGUACAUUACCUACUACAGUACUAUUAUAUUACUUUUGCAAAACUGAUUUUAUUACUUAUUCUUUUUAAUUACUGCAUAGUUUAUACGUACAUUUCAUUACGUCCAUGUAAUAUUUUAUAAAUACAUUUUUUACACUAGUAAUUUCAUCACCCUCAAGUGCAGAUAAAUAAAAGUUGAUGUAGUCAUAAGUUAAGGAUAGUCCAUAUUGUAUAUUGUGUAUAUUUGUUUGUGCAAGUUACGUUGUAUUUACCCUGUAUAAAAAUUUACUUGUUAACCUUGAUAUCUAUACUUCUGUUUUUUUUAUGAUUAUACACUGCAAACAUGCAUAUUUAUACCUCUAUACAAUAGUAACAUACCCAGUGCUGAAGUAUGUGUUUACAGUAUACUGUAUUUACAAACGCAUUUAAAAUAUUUCAGUUUCAGAUACAGGCACAUAUACAGUAUACUUAAACAUUUCAUUAAGAUUCCAUACUUGCACAGGUACAUAUAACGUACUUGAAAAUUUUAUUAAGAAUCCAUAUUUCCUCAAGAAAUAGUAAUCAUGCACAUUUCAAGCAUUGCUCUCUAGUUAUUAUUAUUCCAUAUAUUUUAUAUGCCACACUUCUGCUUUUUCCAGUAUUUAGGACUGCUGUGUGUAUACUGUAAUAGUAAAUUAAUUUUCUGCACAGUGGGAUUUUCUUGUUUUUAUAUAGCAAGCCCCUUAAUUUUUCAAUGACAAACUAAGGAUACUGACAAAACAUGUAACAUUAUCCGAGGAGUUGUACCUAGUACGUACUUGGAAAUUUAAUUAAUUACAGAAAACCUGGAUUUACUUAAAAACCUGGAUUUAUUUACUUGGGAAUCUAUGCCAAAGUAUAGUGUAGACAUUUUUUCAAACUGAUGAUCUGUGAGUAUAUAAAAGCCAGUUAACAAAUUUGUACCAGGAUACUUAAACCCUUUAUGGGAAAAAAAUAUUUCUGAAGCACAGAUUUCAGAGAUUAAUUUUAACAUUCUUAAAAUUUAGGUAUGGUGUUCCUUUUACCGCAAAGAACAAAAUACCCACUCCAUGUUACUUGAAGACAAUUUUAUGGCUUUCAAACUUCCUUAAAGAUCCUGUCUGUCAUACUACAUUGAUAUAUUUUUUCAAUUCCUCUAGAAAAUAACUUGUCAACCAAGAUUUUUAGCUACAUAUUUACACAAUCCAUGAAGUGGGCCAAAGUGCCAAGCAGUUGAACACUGUUAAUUAUGUUAAUGAAACCUUUGUUCUUGCUUUGUAUCAUCGUUAUUUCAUCAUGAACAAUAUAUAGUAUUUCUAUUUCAAUUAAAAUUAGUUUCCUUCACUUUUGUUUUCCAGUAAAACACUUGUGAUUUCAUCAUUUUUACCUCUUCAACUGUUCACAUAUCCUGGUGUCUAAGAGCAAUUUAUAGCCUUAAAAUUUACCGUUACAGUAAAAAUUUGCCAUCACAGUGAACUAAUUUAUCAUCUUAGAUACUGUAUACAAUAGAUAUACCAUUAAUAAAAUCAAUCAUGGUUCAUAUAUUUUGAAAGAUUCAUGCUAAAUAGUAUAAAAGUUAAUUUUGGGUUUGAAAAGGCAUAAAUAUUUUAUCAGUCUUAAUUUCAACAAAAUUAAUUUUACCAAUUGUCAUCCACUAUUUCUGCCUCAAUUUGAUUUGUUGUUAUUCAACGAAUUGUUUCAUCGGCAGUACAAUAAGAAAUACUGUAUACUUUAAAAUACUGUUUACUUAGAGUAAAUAUACCUUUUAUGUUGUAUGAGAAAAUAUACCUUCUAUGUUGUAAGAGAAAAACUAUCGUUUUAACUACAUCUUUUGAAGUGGAGAUGAAAAGUCAAUCAUGCUGGCUGUAAGAUAGUAAGUUAAGUGAAACCACUUUGUAAAUCAUUACCUUUUAAAUACUCAGAACUGUAUAUACAUGCAGAUGUUGAAAUGUCUUAUGCAGUUAGAAUCUGCAAAGGAUUAUACCUUGUCCAUUAUUAAAUCUUGUUUGCCUGUGCAGGUAUUCUGAAAAGUUAUUCUGCUACAUUUUGUAUUUCUUGUGAUCUGCUGUUACAUGUUAUAGAAUGGUGUGAAAUAAAAUUUGGAAUGUA